CCGGUUAUCCCUGUAAAGGGUUAUACCCGAUUCCCAUAAUCUCUUGCAUUUCAAAAUUUCCCCGUCAAAUAUUUACAUAAAUCAAUUUUUGCUCGAAAUUUGGACAUCUAAGGAUAUUCUGGGGAUCAUUUGGUAUCGUAAACCCUAAGAGUCGAAUGUCCACUAGCAGGGGUGACCACUCUUUUGAUGUAAAGGAGCUAUUGGAGAUUAGGGCAAGAUGUAAAGAGCUUAGGAAAGAAAAAGAUAUGCUGAGGGGUUCACAAAGUCGGAGUGUUGAACUGAUCAGAAUUUUAGAACAGCAUGUGCAGACAUUAUCUGAGGCGCGAGAAGAAGAAAAAAAUCACACCCAGAAGCUGAAAAGCGAGCUGGAGAACUGUUCCCAAGAGAUAGAUUACCUGCAGGAUCAGCUGAAUUUGAGGAAUGAAGAGGUGGAUUCUCUAAGAGAGUGUGUAUGCAGCCUUCAAUUGAAACUUGCAAACCUUGAAAACAUGGAAGAAGAGGUUACAAGGUUAAGGGAAGAGUUGGAAACAUCAAAUGCUGAACGCUUAUAUUUGUUGCAGCAGUUGGAAAACAAAGAGUUAGAUAUAGAGGGCUCAGCUUUGUGCAUAGAGAGACUAGAGGAGUCAAUAGCAUCCAUGGGUCUAGAGCAUCAAUUUGAAAUAGAGAGUAUGAAGCUUGAUUUGAUAGCCAUGGAGCAGAAUUAUAUUGAAGCUAAGAAAUCCCAGGAUGAAACAGCUCAAGAUAGUGGUAUGAUGAAUGAGCUUAUUCAUGACCUCGAACUUCAAAUUCAUGAUGCAGAGAAAGUAUUUGAAAGAGUAGAAAAGGAGAAUGUAAAUCUUAGGGAACAACUCCAGGCAUCUGAAUUGAAUGCCAAAACAUUUUCUGAAAAAGUAGAGGAGCUAUUUCGUGGUUGGAUACCGAACAAUGAUGACAGCUCCUCAAGUAAAGAAGAUGACAGUGCUUCUAGCUGCUGUGGUGACAUUUUGAGUCCACUCCUUGUCAAACUGGCUAUUUUAGGGCCAUCAGAUGUUGACUUGACUGACAAGAUGAAGGAAAUGGCAGGUCAAAUAAAGAAUUAUGAAUCACUUGUAAAGAAGCUUAAGGAAGAGCUGAGAAUGGAAAAGCUAAAAGCCAAAGAAGAAGCAGAGGAUUUAGCUCAAGAAAUGGCUGAGCUGCGAUAUCAGAUGACUGGGUUGCUGGAUGAAGAACGCAAACGUCGUGCAUGUGUGGAAAAAUUAUCUUUAGAAAGAAUAGCUGAGUUAGAAGCAGAGGUUGAAAAAGAAAGGAUGAAAUCCUUCACUGAAGAAGAUCAAAGUAAAUCCAUCACUGUUUCUAGACAUGUCAGUGAAGCAUAAAGACAGGUCAAAUGUUGUAAUUCGGAGCAUGGCUGCUGGUGGAGCGUGUGUUUAAGAACAAGUUUACAUGCAUAAGAGUGCGCUUUCUAUUUGCAGCUGGAAGACGGCUAAUGCUUGAUGAAUCAAUGUUGGCUUUCAUGUACUAAAAACUUGUUGGUUCCAGAUGAAGCGCUGGGUUAUCGGGACUGCACAGUUUAGUUUGAUUAUGGAGCUUUUACAUACAGACUCAUGCUGUACAGAUUUAUAUUUUUCUGGCUGAACGAUGGAAGUAUUCAAUGGAAAUGUUAUUUAUUUGAGCUUUUCCUUGAAAUUAUUGGGUGUUCCAGUCCAGUGUGGACACUUACUUUGUAA
This is a messenger RNA of Solanum dulcamara, 1706 nucleotides long. RefSeq lists its product as uncharacterized. Bases 156 to 1355 code for a protein of 399 amino acids. NCBI's taxonomy places the organism in Eukaryota, Viridiplantae, Streptophyta, Magnoliopsida, Solanales, Solanaceae. The record is from RefSeq and is a predicted model, not a curated record. The transcript is spliced from 9 exons.